This is a messenger RNA of Caenorhabditis elegans, 1006 nucleotides long. RefSeq names its product Uracil-DNA glycosylase (gene ung-1). Gene Ontology annotation, molecular function: uracil DNA N-glycosylase activity. Lineage: Eukaryota; Metazoa; Nematoda; Chromadorea; Rhabditida; Rhabditidae. The record is from RefSeq and is marked reviewed. Gene Ontology annotation, biological process: DNA repair; base-excision repair. The coding region runs from base 2 to 850 and encodes 282 amino acids. Gene Ontology annotation, cellular component: nucleus; mitochondrion. The transcript has 3 exons.
AAUGUCGAAGACUGUAAGAAUUCCGGACAUGUUCCUCAAAGCAUCCGCUGCCUCUAAACGAAAAUCCGCUUCAAAUACUGAAAAUAUUCCGGAAAAAGUUCCCGCGGGCAAUGAAAAUCAAGAAGUCAAGAAAAUGAAGUUACAAGCACCAGAACCAACUGAAAUUCUGCUAAAAUCCCUGCUAACCGGUGAAUCUUGGUCGAAACUUUUAGAGGAGGAAUUCAAAAAAGGCUAUAUUUCGAAAAUCGAGAAAUUCUUGAAUUCCGAAGUGAACAAGGGCAAGCAAGUGUUCCCACCGCCCACACAAAUUUUCACAACAUUCAAUCUUCUGCCAUUCGACGAGAUCAGCGUGGUUAUCAUCGGUCAAGACCCCUAUCACGAUGAUAAUCAAGCUCACGGGCUCUCCUUCAGUGUUCAGAAGGGUGUAAAACCGCCGCCAUCGCUGAAAAAUAUCUAUAAAGAGCUUGAAUCCGAUAUUGAAGGCUUCAAGCGGCCCGAUCACGGGAACCUGCUCGGCUGGACACGUCAGGGAGUGUUCAUGUUGAAUGCCACGUUGACGGUUCGGGCUCACGAGGCGAAUUCUCACGCGAAGAUCGGCUGGCAAACUUUCACGGACACUGUUAUUCGGAUUAUUUCGCGACAAUCGGAGAAGCCUAUUGUCUUUUUGUUAUGGGGAGGAUUUGCUCAUAAGAAGGAAGAACUGAUUGAUACAAAGAAACAUGUAGUUAUAAAGACCGCCCAUCCGUCUCCGCUGAGUGCUCGCAAGUGGUGGGGAUGCAAAUGCUUCUCGAAAUGCAACACGGAGCUCGAAAAUUCCGGUCGAAACCCGAUUAAUUGGGCGGAUUUAUGAAUAAAUUCUCCUGUCGAACACCCUGCGUCUCUUCAUCUCACACACUCUCUCGCCACUCACUGAAGAACUCUGUUAUUUAUCGAUUUUUCUAUUUUCUCUUCAUUUUUCCUCAUUUUUUCCUCAUUUUUUCGGUUUUUCAUCAUAAAAAUUCGAUUU